Volvox carteri f. nagariensis is the source of this 5029-nucleotide messenger RNA. RefSeq lists its product as uncharacterized. The transcript has 23 exons. Gene Ontology annotation, biological process: glycerophospholipid catabolic process. The annotation marks the transcript as partial. Lineage: Eukaryota; Viridiplantae; Chlorophyta; Chlorophyceae; Chlamydomonadales; Volvocaceae. The record is from RefSeq and is a predicted model, not a curated record. Gene Ontology annotation, cellular component: cytosol. Gene Ontology annotation, molecular function: A2-type glycerophospholipase activity.
AUGAAGCAAGACCUCCUCGAGGGUGGACCCCCGGGUCAGGCGGCGGCGGUGCGGGACCCCAACCUGCUCUACCAGGUUGAUAAAUUGUCCAUGGACCAGGUCACCGUGUUUCCGGACGGAGAGCUCAACGUGCAGGCAGUUGCAUCGGCGCCAGGAGCCGCAGCCUUUGCACGGCCCCUCAGCGCAGGUGAUGGCGCUGGUUGUGUGUGGCUUGUGGAUGGGCGGCCGCGGCAUGCGCCACCCGCCGCCGGGAUGGGCCCGUUGGCAAUGGGAGCCUCAGGACCCGGUAGCAGCCGGGCCGUGAGCCGGGAGGAGGUCGUGGCUCGGCUUCAGAGCCUCUCCAAGGAGGAGCUGGAUAGCUUUGAAGCGACGUUGAGGGCACAGAAGGCGGCGGCAGGGCGGGGAGCUGCCGCGCCCACAGCGUCUGCCCAGCAGGUAUACCGCCCCAGAAGCCCCGCGUCAAUCUACGUCUGGAGCGGCUCUGACCAGCCCAACUUCGAGUACCCAGAGCUCAGCGCUCUGGGUGACUGGGGCAUCCCCGCCCUGCAGGCCAAGCCUAAUCUGGCCAUAGCGCUCAGCGGUGGCGGCUACAGGGCUGCCACUCUGGCACUUGGUUGGGUCCGAGGGCUUUACAUGCUCGGUGUUUUGCAGCUGUCCCGUUACGUGGGCUCAAACUCCGGCGGCAGCUGGUUUAACGGCGCCAUGUCGUACGGCGGAUUUCCAGUGGGGCCGUUUCUGGGACCCUAUGCACCGCCUUCCAACCUGUCUCGGGACGCAUUGGGCUCCCCCGCCCUCCUGCCCGCGGGGUCUUUCGGGUCCACCCUCGCUUCGAAGGCCAUCAUUGCGGAUGCCAUUAAGGGCGUACUUGAGGAUCUGGUCGUACCUGGACGAGAGAGUUUUAGUGGCUGGACGGAGGCUAUCGCGCGCGCCUUCCUGGAGCCGUACGGCUUGGACCUGCAGAACAGCAGCAUCACAGCUCAAGGCACCCGGGGUCAGAUCGCUAUGAAGCAUGGUCCUAAUGUUCGCGCUUCUUGCCGGCUGGCAUCCGUCCCACGAUUACGUUUUUUGCUCCCACUGUGUUUUUCGCUGGCUGCGGCUGUGCUGCUAACGAUUGGCGGUUGGCGGUUGACGGUUUUUACCAGUCCGUAUCCCAUCGUCCUGGGCUCCAUCAUGAGGGUAGACACGGAGCAAGUCUUUUACCCUUUCGAGGCCACACCACUGUACGUGGGCGACCCUGCUCGCAACUUCACCGUCUCGCCGCCGCUAGGUCCGGGUUUUAUGGAGCCGCUGGGAUUCAACAGCCCCCCGCCUGGGGACCACCCGGCCCCCAACGCCUCGGCGGUUGGACUUCAGGGCCCCGUCAACGUAACGCCAACCAAGCUGGUUCCCCUAGCCACCUACCUAGGUAUCUCGUCCAGUUUCGUGUCGCAAGGUGUACGACCUUCGAGCAGUGCGGGUUUCGCGCUCACCGGCACCGAGCGACUAGAUUACUGGAACCCCGCAAACUACACGGGCGGCAUUCUUUCCUUCGCGGACGGUGCGGGGAGCGACAACCUCGCCAUUACCCCGCUGUUGCGACGCCGUGUAACCCACAUUGUGGCGUGUACGGCCGCGCUGCACGCCGCCGACCGAAGCCCCGCGGACUGGGCCGUGGCCCAGUACGACGUCGCCGGAUUGUUUGGUGCCGUACCUCUAAAUGCAACCAGCUAUAAGGGACUCAAAGGCGGACUCACGGGUGUUCAACCCGACGUCUUUAACCGUGCCUUACAGGUAUUCCCGCGAGAAGGGUACGACGAGCUGUACGACACGCUGCGUGGCGGGUUAACAUAUGGGCAGCCUGCCAUUCACCGAGCGUCGUACCCGGUGCUGUCGAAUCCUUCACAAGCCGUUAUUGGCGGUUGGGUGGUUGAGGUGUUAUGGAUCUUCAAUAUGAAGACUGACCAGUGGGAGCAAAGACUGCCCAAUGACACGCAGGCCUUCUUGAACCUUCAGCGGAACAACACUGGCAGCGACCUGCACCAAUACCCCCACAUCUCAACCUACACCGCCAACUAUUCGCCCGAGCUGGUCACACUUCUCAGCCAACAAGCGACUUGGACUGUACUGCAAGCGGCUUCGGAGCUGCUAGAUCUUUUGGAGAUGGCUGGAGUGUCCGCGUCGCCGCCAGCGUCCAGUAUGACAAAUGCAAGCAACAACACCAACGCCACUAACCCCCACGUUAGAAAGAAGAACAGCAACGCCACAACUGCCGGCGUCGGCGCACCUGCGGGUUUCGGAGCCGCCAUAAUGAAUACCACCGCCGCCACGGCAGCGGGGAGGGAACCGGAGAUGCCGUACAACGCAACGACGCAGCAGCCAGUGAACAGAUCGUCUCUGGCGGCCGUGGAGGGACACUCGAUGGCGACGCUCGUACAGUUCGUACAGGCAGAUCCGCAGAAGCAGCUAGCGGGUGUUGCGCCGCAGCUGACGGAGGCAGCACAGCUGGCCGGCGGCUUGCCGGGGGAUGUACGGCAGCCCAGAAAUUCGUACAUUAUGGCGCUUGGAGAGCCGCCGGCGACGAUGAUUCUAUUGCCAGCCACGAACCAGAGCGCCCAGGGCGGCGGCGGGGGGAACGGGGGGAGGAUGGGGCGCAGCGCAAACGGCGGCCUUUUGCACAGCUUCAGAAGCUCUCAGGCGCGUGUUCCUCCAGUCGCAGCUCCUGCCGCCUUUCGCGACGCCACCAGCACCUCAGCUCCUUUAAAUUCCGGAGACGCAAGCAAGGACGAUUUCGGAGAUGCUGCACUGUUCACGGAGGCUUUUGCUUUGCGUUCUUCUGAGGUCACGCCAAGCAGCUCUGACGUCACGCGCUCCGAACAUUCAGGACUUCUUCACGGCAUCGGUGAAACUGCUGCAAUUGAGAAAGAUUUCAGAUCUGAUAAAGUCGAGGAACUUCAAAUCCAACAAAUCGUUUCGGGAAACUUCUCAGCAGCUGUUGUAAAUGCGGACCAUUCGGGCUCUAUCCAAGCCGCGAAAAAUAGUGCAGAUAGCGAACUCGCCUAUCAACAGCAACGGCAAAAACAGCGGCCCUUGCCGGGUGACCCGGCGGACGCGCUUCCAAACGGACGCGCGACUGCCGUAACUCCGCCCGUUGCGGCGGCGCGGGAGGCCCUCCAGCAGCACCUCAUGCACCACCGCUCUCUCCGGACAGCUCGCUGGAACAGCAUGUACCAGGAUUCCACCGGCGGCGUGAACAUUACUAACGUAACCGGCGGCGGCGACGUUGACGGCAGCGGCGGCGGCAGCGGCGGCGGCAGCGGCGGCAUUAUAGCAAGAGAAAAGGAAGACACAGACGGCCUCGGCAGCGCGGACGCCGACGGAGAGCAGCAUCGCGACGGCAUGGACGUUGGUUGUACGGCGGGCCCAAUGGCAUCAUUUGGCGCGUCUGCUGACGCUACCAACGGCCAGACGCUACUGCCACGCGGGUCACGGCCACCACGGGCGCUGGGACAGCGUUUCAGGCUGCUGCUGCAGCCGGGCCUUGGCGGCGGCGUUGACAACGCCGCCAUGGGGGCGGCGGCGGCGGCGGCGGCGGCGAGAAGCGAUGGCGGGAUGGCGCAGCAGACAGAGGUGGCUGCAGCAGCAGCGGCAGCGGCCCGGUUCCCACCGCCCAUUCGCGAAUCUGCAUCCAAGGCUGCCGCCGCCACCACACGGGAGCCCGAGCCGCCGCCGCCGCCGCAGCAGCAGCAGCAGCAGCAGCAGCGUGGCCGUCACCGGCCGGCGGGUGCCUUGCCGCUGCCGCCGCGGGUCGUUCCCAUCAGCGACGCUAAGCAGCAGCACCAGCGGCGGCGACAGUGUGAGGCUCCGGGCGCUGAAUCAGUGGCGGCGCCAUCGGAAGGUACGGCAUUGGAACGAGGCCAGGCAACGGCGCAGGAGCUAACAGCUGAAGCAGUAGCAGCGCCACAUGGACGAGCUUGGCGGCCUUUUGGCCCGCUACUGCCGCCGCUGGCACUGCGAGGCGUGCCUUGGCCCGCCGCCAGCCUGCUCGGCUUCGCACUGCGGCACCUGGCCGCUAGAAAACCACCGCCGCUGAGGGCAGGUACGGCGGCUAACGGCCCUCAGGUGUCGGCGCCGCCACCGCCACCACCGCCGCCGCAGCAGCAGCCAAACGGCAGCGGGUGCAAAAGACCCGACGCCAGGACCGGCAGCGGAGAUGAUAGCUUAACUGUCGACGGCAGCGACGGUGUAGCGGCGCCGGCACCGUCCCCGCUGACUGGCGGCGGCAGGAUGGAGGUCGACGGCGGCGGCGGCGGCGGCGGCCGGAUUCACAGCAUCGAUCAGGCGCAUGAGGCGCUUCGUCGGAUAGAGGAGGCGUCUGAAGACCAGGCGUUACUGGCCGCGCGGCUGGAGGAGUGGGUGGAGGCGCACCCUGUGGCGCACCUGGCGCUACAGCUGCAGGUGCUGCGCAUUCAGCUACAGCUGCUGCGUGCGCAAACCGCCCUCUGGCGUCCCGUUGAGCUCCUCAACGGCCGCCUGGCCCUGCUCGGCCUAACUGCCGGGCUUUACCAAGAAACUGUCAACCGUUCCCAACUGACCCUGUACCAGCAAGCCCUACACCAUCCUCUCAGCAUUCCCUCCGCGUUCGCUUUGGUCGUAUUGCUGACGGCGAUACACCGCCAAAUUCAACCGCGCAUGAGGACGCGGGGGUUGCUCAUGAGCCCGCGGGCGCAUCGGUGGCUUGGUCGCGCGGCGAUGGAUACUCCUCGCUUGGUUUCACCUCGUCGUCCUGACGUGAACGACUUGGCCUCGGCGGGCAGGAGCCCACCUAUAAGCAUUAAAAAAGGCGCUCCAAAGAGUCCGAAUUACGACAUUAGCCACGACCUGGAGGAGCUGGAUGAAAACGUCCUCGCGGAGAUGCUGGUCAAGGCUAGCCCCAAGUUCACUGAGCCAUUUGACAUUAGCCAAAUCACCCGCAACGUAAGCGUUGCACGAGCCGCGCGACGGGAAAUGGACGUUGCCUCGUGCGGGGGUCUCAGCGAAAGCUACGCGUCAG